AUUUUUCACUUUUGAGGCCUCAUGAUACUCUCCCCUCUCUUACAAAACCUCUGCCUCUCACUCUUCCACAUAGUCUCUCUCUCUCUCUCUCUCUCUCUCUCUCUCUCUCUCUCUCUAUUUUCCAUGGCCACUCGCCGGAAAACCAUUUACGGUGAAGUGCAAAACCGCCACGACAAACCACCGUUGAGAAGCAGCUGGUUAUUGUAGGAGACAAGCGACGACCCCAUUGUUGUUUGCAUUAUUAUUUGUUGUUGUCUAGUUCUACGGUCUACCCAAGUAGUGUUUUUAGCAAAAUGGCUGAGAUGUUUGGCUCUGGGUGUAUGGUAGCUUUCCAUUUAGUAUUGUUUCUGCUACUGAGUGGGCGAGUCAACUCGGAGCCCACCGAAGACAAGCAAGCCCUCCUUGCUUUCCUGUCCAAAAUCCGCCACGCCAAUCGCAUCCAGUGGAACUCCUCCGAAUCCGCUUGCAAAUGGGUCGGAGUCGGAUGCGACUCCAACAAUUCUUUCGUCUACACGCUUCGUCUGCCCGGUGCCGGGCUUGUGGGUGUGAUUCCACCUAACACGCUCGGCCGCCUGAGUCAGCUUAGAGUUCUGAGUCUCCGUUCGAAUGGUCUGUACGGUGAGAUCCCCUCCGAUUUUUCAAACUUGACUGUUCUUCGCAGUCUCUAUCUCCAAGAUAACAACUUCUCCGGUGCCUUCCCGGCGAGCGUGACCCGUUUGACUCGCCUAAAUCGCCUCGAUCUUUCUUCCAAUAACUUUACUGGCCCAAUCCCAUUCUCGGUCAACAAUCUGACACGCUUGACCGGACUUUUCCUUGAGAACAAUCGGUUUUCGGGCAAGUUGCCCAGCAUCAACGUCAGUUUGGUGGACUUCAAUGUAUCCAACAACAAGCUCAACGGUUCAAUCCCCAACACGCUUUCGAAGUUCAGCGCCUCCUCAUUCGCGGGAAAUCUAGAUCUCUGCGGUGGACCGUUACCACCUUGUAACCCAUUCUUCCCAUCUCCGGCUCCAUCUCCAUCUCUAAAUCCUCCACCGAACCCGGUUCACAAAAAGUCCAAGAAGCUUUCUACGGCCGCCAUUGUCGCAAUCGCCGUCGGCUCUGCUUUGGCUCUGUGUCUUCUGCUUCUCAUUCUUGUGCUCUGCCUCCGAAAGCGACAGCAUCAACAGCCUGCAAAGCCGCCGAAGCCCGUAUCGUCGGCUCGGGCCGUGGCGACCGAGGCCGGCACGUCGUCGUCAAAAGAUGACAUUACAGGCGGGUCUGUGGAACCCGAUAGGAACAAGUUGGUGUUCUUCGACGGCGGGAUUUACAGUUUUGAUUUGGAGGAUUUAUUGAGAGCCUCGGCGGAGGUCUUGGGGAAAGGGAGCGUUGGGACCUCGUACAAAGCUGUUCUGGAGGAAGGAACUACUGUGGUGGUGAAGAGGUUGAAGGAUGUGGUGGUUAGCAAGAGAGAGUUCGAGACGCAAAUGGAGGUUCUGGGUAAUAUUAAGCACGAGAAUGUGGUUCCUUUGCGAGCCUUUUACUAUUCCAAGGACGAGAAGUUGCUUGUCUACGAUUUCAUGUCUGCCGGUAGUCUGUCUGCGCUUCUUCACGGGAGCAGAGGCUCUGGCCGGACACCACUGGACUGGGAUAGCCGGAUGAGGAUUGCACAUAGCGCGGCAAGAGGGCUGGCCCACCUACACGUGGCGGGAAAGGUUGUCCACGGCAACAUCAAGUCAUCCAACAUCCUCCUCCGACCAGAUCACGACGCGUGCAUUUCGGAUUUCGGGCUCAACCCGCUAUUCGGCACCUCAACACCGCCAAACCGGGUGGCGGGCUAUCGUGCGCCGGAGGUGGUAGAAACCCGCAAGGUCACCUUCAAAUCCGAUGUGUACAGUUUCGGUGUGUUGUUAUUGGAGCUAUUAACUGGGAAGGCACCCAAUCAAGCCUCGUUGGGUGAGGAAGGAAUCGAUCUUCCCAGGUGGGUCCAAUCCGUGGUCCGUGAGGAAUGGACGGCUGAGGUUUUCGAUGUGGAGCUGAUGAGAUACCACAACAUUGAGGAAGAGAUGGUUCAGCUAUUGCAGAUUGCAAUGUCAUGUGUAUCCACCGUACCUGAUCAGAGACCUGCCAUGCAAGAGGUACUACGAAUGAUUGAAGACAUGAAUCGGGGCGAGACUGAUGAUGGUCUAAGACAGUCGUCCGAUGACCCUUCGAAAGGAUCAGACGGUCAGACGCCUCCUGCAGAGUCACGGACCCCACCUAGUGCUGUCACGCCUUAGAAAUCUAGGCGUGUAAGACGGGAUGAGUAAAAAAGGGAAAAGAAAUCGACAAGGCAAAAUGGGUGGGUCUCCUUAAAAUGUGCACAGUGCGUAAGUUGCAGGAUUAAAAAAAAGAAGAGUAGUAAAGUGUACACCUUGAUUGGGAGGACUGGCUGGGGUGGUCCAAUAUCUGUUGUUCUUAGUUUUUUUUCUUUUCGUUUUUCAUUUUUUGAUUUCGGUUUAUUUUUAUUUAUUUUUAUCUAAUUUUUAUUUUUGCAAUGAUUUUUACAGGUGGGUAAGGGGGGAUUUUGAAUUGUUUAUGAAAAAAAAAAAAAAAAGGGGGGGAAGUCGGAGAGAAGUUCCAUGAACCGGAUUGGAAUUGACCAUCUGAUGGACUUAGUUGGGUUUUUUAUUUUUAAUUUAAUUCUUUCUUUAUAAUUCCAUCACUCACAAUCUCUGUCUGUUAAAACAUUUGGCUUUUUCUUCCUUUUACUUGUACAUUAUUAUUCCAUUAGUUAUUUUAGUUUCUACUGCAAUAAAGCCAACUGGGUUUGGUUAAAAAAAAAAAAAAAAAAAAAAAAUUCCCAGAGCUUCCAAUA
Ziziphus jujuba (common jujube) is the source of this 2833-nucleotide messenger RNA. RefSeq names its product probable inactive receptor kinase At2g26730. Gene Ontology annotation, biological process: protein phosphorylation. The transcript is spliced from 2 exons. NCBI's taxonomy places the organism in Eukaryota, Viridiplantae, Streptophyta, Magnoliopsida, Rosales, Rhamnaceae. Bases 294 to 2255 code for a protein of 653 amino acids. The record is from RefSeq and is a predicted model, not a curated record. Gene Ontology annotation, molecular function: protein binding; ATP binding; protein kinase activity.